Messenger RNA from Abrus precatorius (Indian licorice), 1453 nucleotides. RefSeq lists its product as uncharacterized. Gene Ontology annotation, molecular function: oxidoreductase activity. The coding region runs from base 134 to 1252 and encodes 372 amino acids. The record is from RefSeq and is a predicted model, not a curated record. The transcript is spliced from 7 exons. NCBI's taxonomy places the organism in Eukaryota, Viridiplantae, Streptophyta, Magnoliopsida, Fabales, Fabaceae.
ACCGAGGAUGUCAGAACUUGGGAUUUGUUAUUCCCCCCAAGUGCUUUUGAUAAGAUUGGCAAAAGGGUACCUUUGAAGAUCAAAGUUGCAUGCAUUUUCAGUUUCAGCAGCCACUCACUGGGCUGAAUCAACCAUGUUUGCAACUACGAAGUCCUCAACUUUCUCACCUCUAUUUUCUUUCCGUAGAACCUUUGCUCCUUCCAAAUCCAAACUCUUGAAUUUCAUUCCCAUGAAGCAAUCAUUUUCCCCGACCCACUUGGCCUUAGGCUUAUCUAAUCCACGCAGAACCCUUUGUGCGUCUUGUAGCUCCCCAUCACAAGAUGCAUCCCAGAAAUCAUCAAUUCAGGGUGGUGAAGCUUUUCUCAGGGGGGUGUUGGAAAGUAUGCAAUCCGUUUACUUAAACAGAAAUCCUACUGCGAAGGCCAUAUUGGACCUUGUUCACUCUGUUGAGAACGACUCAUUAUGCUAUGAUCAUCUUGCAUUCAGGACAUUUGGGGUGAAUGGUUAUGGAAUUGAUUCCAUGGCUAGUUUUUUUCUGGAUUAUGGCUAUACAAAACGGGAGGAAUUGAGGUUUCCAGCCAAAAAGUUGAGGGCAUUCUGGUUUUCUCCUCCUGCUGAUUCACUAGAUAGCAGUGGCAGUGGUAUUAAUGGGCCUUUGCCAAGAAUAUUUAUAUCAGAGCUACUGGUAGAUCAGAUGAGUCCACAAACUCAGGAAAUAAUUAGAAAAUACACUGAAUCAUCCGGUGAUGGAAACAAGUAUGCAGCUCUGGCAAGUUCCCUCGGACAUUUAACAUGGGAAAAGCCCUUAUAUUCUGAGUUUCAACAAUUGGCAAGUGAAAGCGAGUAUGCUGCCUGGACCCUAGUCAAUGGAUAUGCGCUGAACCAUGUUACUAUAUCUACUCAUCGGCUGAAAACUCAUUUGAGGGACAUAAAAAAACUAAAUCAGUUUAUUGAGGAUAGUGGAUUCAGAUUAAAUUCAGAAGGAGGAGUACUGAAAGUGAGCCCUGAUGGUCUUCUCCAGCAAAGUUCAACUGUAGCAGAUUCAAUUUCUUUCCAAUUUUCUGACGGCAUAACGGAAUCAGUUCCAUGCUCAUACAUCGAAUUUGCUGAGCGUCUGGUGCUGCCACAAUAUAAAAAUUUACCUGAUGCAGAGGUGAAAGAGUUCCAUAGAAGGGAUGGUUUUGAGGUAGCAAGUGCUGACAAGAUCUUUGAAAGCACAUCCAAGGAGCAGUUGAGCAGAGUAGGUUCAUAAGAGACUCAUCUCAUUACCAUGAAUGAGAACACGCCCUUUAUUCCCCGAAGGGAAAAAUGUAACACUUUAUAUCCAAUUAUAUUCUGGAAGUUUGAAUUUAAUACACUUCCAAUCAUGUGAAUGCUGCAAAAUCAAAUUUGGUUGAUUAAAUUAAAAAAAUGGUUACCAUACACACAUAUAUAAUAAGCUAUCUUUUUCCUC